AUGAAAAUUAUACAACAAAUGAAAUGUGUUUACUUUACAGCAAAAAAGCAUCUUUCAGUUAGUAUAUAUCCUGAUUUAUUUAGUUUAGUUACGAAUAGUAAUAAUAUUUCAUUAGAUCUGAAAAUACUUAAAUUUUCUGCACUUAGCUUACAAGAAUCUUCAGAAAAUAAAAGUUAUGGUACCUAUUUGAAUUAUACUGCAGCUCGAAAUUUUGCUACGGCAAUUGUACAUGUAAUUGAAAAAGAGCUUAUUAGCGAGAUUGAAUUAGCAAAACAUUGGAGUAUUAUGAUCGAUGAAAGCACUUCUAUGGAUGAAAAACAUCUCGUUAUUGCAUCACAAUAUAUAAUAUCCAACUUACCAAUUAUUCGUUAUAUAGGUGUAAUAAAAUUAGAAGACUGUAGAUCUGAAUAUAUUUUUGAAAAAUUAAAAAAUUUUAUAUCUGAUAAAGGUUUAAACAUUGAAAAUAUUGCAUAUUUUGGUAGUGAUGGCACUUCAACUAUGAUUGGUUCUAAAACUGGUGUUUCAACAAGAUUAAAGCAUUUAAACCUAUUUAUGACUUCAGUGCACUGUAUUGCACAUCAAUUACAUCUUGCAGGUCAGAACAUGACUAAAGAAAAAACAAAUGAUGAACCACAAUUAUGCUUACUUAAUAUUAUCAAUACUCAUUGGCUUUCUAUGUCGAAUACAGUUCAUAACUUACAUCAAAUUCUUGAUUCUGUUAAGAAUGCUUUAAACUAUGAUUUUAUAACAGCUGACAAUAG
This is a messenger RNA of Cetraspora pellucida, 761 nucleotides long. The record is from the annotation of a GenBank genome assembly. NCBI's taxonomy places the organism in Eukaryota, Fungi, Glomeromycota, Glomeromycetes, Diversisporales, Gigasporaceae.